This is a messenger RNA of Suncus etruscus (white-toothed pygmy shrew), 1591 nucleotides long. RefSeq names its product cytochrome P450 1A2-like. The record is from RefSeq and is a predicted model, not a curated record. Gene Ontology annotation, biological process: hormone biosynthetic process; progesterone metabolic process. Lineage: Eukaryota; Metazoa; Chordata; Mammalia; Eulipotyphla; Soricidae. Gene Ontology annotation, molecular function: oxidoreductase activity, acting on paired donors, with incorporation or reduction of molecular oxygen, reduced flavin or flavoprotein as one donor, and incorporation of one atom of oxygen; steroid 17-alpha-monooxygenase activity; heme binding.
AUGGCGUUGUUUCAGUCCAUCCCCUUCUCGGCCCCGGAGCUGCUCCUGGUAUCUAUCAUCUUCUGCCUGGUGUUCUGGGCUAUUAGGACCUGGCAGCAUCGAGCCCCCAAAGGCCAGAAGAACCCCCCAGGGCCCUGGGGAUGGCCCCUGCUGGGCCACAUACUAACGUUGGGGAAGAACCCACACCUGGUGUUGUCACAGAUGAGCCAGCUUUAUGGGGAUGUAUUGGAGAUUCGCAUUGGCAGCACCCCCGUGGUGGUGCUCAGUGGCCUGGACACUAUCAAGCAGGCCCUGGUGCGGCAGGGAGAUAUCUUCAAAGGACGCCCCGACCUCUACACCUUCACCCUGGUCACUGAUGGCCAGAGCAUGACCUUCAACCCAGACUCAGGGCCUGUGUGGGCUGCCCGCCGGCGCCUAGCCCAGAAUGCCCUCAACACCUUCUCUAUCGCCUCAGACCCGACAUCCUCAUCCUCCUGCUACCUGGAGGAGCAUGUGAGCAAGGAGGCCGAGGUGCUUGUGGGCAGGUUGCAGCAGCUGAUGGCCAAGGCAGGGAGCUUUGACCCCUAUACCCAGGUGGUGAAGUCAGUGGCCAGUGUUAUUGGUGCCAUGUGCUUCGGCCAACACUUCCCCCACAGCAGUGAGGAGCUACUCAGCAUCGUGAUGAACAGCCAUGAAUUCGUGGAGUCUGCCACUUCAGGGAACCCUGUGGACUUCUUUCCCAUCCUCCAGUAUCUUCCCAACCCACCGCUGCAGAGGUUCAAGGACUUCAACCAGAGAUUCCUACGGUUCUUGCAGAGGACAGUCCAGGAGCACUACCGUGAUUUUGACAGGGACAGUGUGCAGGACAUCACAGGAGCCCUAUUCAAGCACAGCGAGAAAGGUCCCAAAGUGGAUGGCAGCCUCGUCCCACAUGAGAAGAUCGUUAACCUUGUCAAUGACAUCUUCGGGGCCGGGUUUGACACAGUCACAACAGCUAUCACCUGGAGCCUUAUGUACCUUGUGACAAAUCCUAGGAUACAGAGGAAGAUCCAUGAAGAGUUGGACACAGUGAUUGGCAAAGCACGACAGCCCAGGCUCUCAGACAGACUCCAGCUGCCCUAUUUGGAGGCCUUCAUCCUGGAGACAUUCCGCCAUUCCUCCUUUGUGCCCUUCACCAUUCCCCACAGUACAACAAAGCACACAACAUUGAAUGGCUUCUACAUCCCCAAAGAACGCUGUGUCUUUGUAAACCAGUGGCAGGUCAACCAUGACCAGGAGCUGUGGAAGGACCCUUUUGAGUUCUUGCCAGAGCGAUUCAUCACUGAAGAUGGCAGCGCCAUCAACAAGAACACCAGUGAGAAGGUGAUGCUCUUCGGCAUGGGCAAACGUCGGUGCAUAGGGGAGGUCCUGGCCAAGUGGGAGAUCUUCCUCUUGGGCAUCUUGCUGCAGCGGCUGGAGUUCAGCGUACCGGGCAUAAAGGUGGACAUGGACCCCAUCUAUGGGCUCACGAUGAAGCUCCCACGCUGCGAACAUGUCCAGGCCAAGCUCCGCUUCUCAGUCAAGUAAUAUCACCCCACAGGCCAGGCAGGAGUAGUGGGGUCUCUUAUUAUGG